Lathyrus sativus (Indian pea) is the source of this 228-nucleotide messenger RNA. Lineage: Eukaryota; Viridiplantae; Streptophyta; Magnoliopsida; Fabales; Fabaceae. The record is from the annotation of a GenBank genome assembly.
AUGCGAGCUUCCUUGACGUGGACUAUUAAUGAUUUUCUAGCAUAUGUCAUGUUGUCUAAAUGGGGUAGGCAUGGAAAAAUGGGAUGUCCGCAUUGCAUGGGGAACACCAAGGUGCUUACGUUGGAAAAGGGGGGAAAAGUUCGUGGUUUGACUGUCACCAUAGAUUCCUACCAAGAAAUCAUCCCUUUAGAAGAAACAAGACUUAUUUCAAAAAAGAUAAACGAGUAA